Molecule: messenger RNA, 987 nt
Organism: Mesorhabditis belari
Lineage: Eukaryota; Metazoa; Nematoda; Chromadorea; Rhabditida; Rhabditidae
Source: the annotation of a GenBank genome assembly
AUGUCCUUUUCUAAUGGUCCGAAUGGACUGCCACCAGGUGGGGGUACCGGUGGUGGUAGAUCUGGGAACAACUUCCAUAUUCCGACUUCACGAGAAAGCUGCAAUUCGCCCGGGCCGUUGCAGGGAAUCGCUACUCCGCAGACGCAAAAGAGCACGGCUAUCGUUCUAGGAAGCGCUCCUGCGGUUGCCGCUGCCAAUCCCACGACUGGUUCUUCCACACAAAGUGUGGCACCUGUGACAGCAGUUGGACCAACGGAUUCGCUGGAUUGUAGUGCAGAGGUUUUAUCUGCCUUUGAAUGUCCGGUCUGCCUCGAAUACAUGCUUCCACCCUAUUUGCAAUGCCAAAGCGGACAUCUUGUUUGUGGGAACUGUCGACCGAAGCUACAGUGUUGCCCAACGUGCCGCGGCCCUACACCAAGCAUCCGAAAUCUUGGACUUGAGAAGAUUGCAAACACGGUGAAGUUUCCCUGCAAGUUCAGCAAUUCUGGAUGUGGAUCGAUAUUUCAUCAUUACGAUAAAGUGGACCACGAAGAGACGUGCGAGUUCAGACCCUACAGCUGCCCUUGCCCUGGUGCGUCGUGCAGAUGGCAAGGAGCCCUUCAAGAAGUGAUGCCACAUUUAAUUAAAAUUCAUAAGAGCAUUACGACUUUACAAGGCGAGGAUAUUGUCUUUUUGGCUACCGACAUCAAUUUACCGGGUGCAGUUGAUUGGGUCAUGAUGCAGAGCUGUUUUGGAUAUCACUUUAUGCUAGUACUCGAGAAGCAGCCAAAAAAAGAAGCAGAAAACUUUAUGUACAGGCUUGAAUUGUCAACUAGUCGUCGUCGCCUUGUAUGGGAAGCCACGCCGCGGUCCAUUCAUGAGGGAGUAGCGCACGCCAUUUCACAAUCCGAUUGUCUUGCUUUUGAUACACCAACCGCGCAACUUUUUGCCGAAAACGGGAACUUAGGAAUAAAUGUGACCAUUACACAAGUCAACGAAUCAUUGCGA